Messenger RNA from Capsaspora owczarzaki ATCC 30864, 688 nucleotides. RefSeq lists its product as hypothetical. The transcript has 2 exons. The record is from RefSeq and is a predicted model, not a curated record. The coding region runs from base 34 to 471 and encodes 145 amino acids. NCBI's taxonomy places the organism in Eukaryota, Filasterea, Ministeriida, Capsasporidae.
UCUUCUUGUUGGACUUGUUGGACUUGAUCUGCAAUGGUUUGCCAUACAACCGAAACGGUCUUGGAGAUUGUCUACUGCUUUGCCGCUGCCGCCGCCGCCUUUGUGUUUGGCGGCAUGUACCACGGCCACCCGUUCAUCCACGAGAGCUUUAUGCGUGAGAGCAAGCUGCAGCCGUCGCCGCACACAAAGUGGCCGCUCAUCAUCGAGUACUUGACGGCGCUUGUCAAAUUCGUUGCGCUCAACUUGCUCGCAACCGAGCUUGGCGUGACCUCGAUCGCCGGCAAACUCUCGCUGGCCGCCGCUCUCUGGUUUGCGUUCGAUUUCCUGCCGACCGCUGCCGAAUACGUUUGGGCAGGUCGCAGCUUUGUUCUGCUCGCCAUUCACGGCGUUUACCACCUGUCGUACUUGUUCGUGGGACUCUACACGGUCAAGUCGCUGGAGUAUGCUAGCAAGCACCUUCUCCAUGUUUAGAUGUGUCUGAGUUGCUGCGCGUUCGAUGCCGAGUUGAGGCGUUGGCCAACCCCCCGUCACGACGUGCGUGCUCGUUCGGUUACAAGGACUCGAGAAGCUGUUCAUGCGAUCGACAUUGCUGUGUUUGUUGUUUGAGAUUGUGUGUCUGUCGGUUGAGGUUGUGUGUCUGUCGGUUGAGCGGUCACUUCAAAUUGAGUUUUGCACAAAUUCCCAUUCA